UUUCCACCGCCUUUUACAGUUUUCUACAAGGCAAUACUGGGGUCCACCGCAGAACAAGGCUCCUACUCCAUCUCAAACUCAGUCCCUCCUUCACAGCCAGCGAAGCUCGGAGACCACCGCAACAAGGACUAACUUGUGGUUUUUAUUCCGAGGCAUCGGCUAUAUAAACUGUCAGCAACCCCUAGGAGUCGUUUCUUGAAGCCAAGAACAUGAUGCCCUGUAUAUUCUGCUAGUAUCUUGUUUGUCUUCACUUGGUUUCUUGCAAUCAGUGAACAUUUGGUGUAACCUGGUAUUCCCGUUGUAAGCGGAUAUUUUUUAGUGCAGUGAUUGAGUUUGAGUGAUAUGGAUGUUCAAAGGCCUUCAAAUAAUGCCAUGAGUGCCCGUCCAUUAACUCCACUGAGAGCAAUUAGGGGUGUGGUUUGCUUAAUUGUGCUUGUUUUGACUGCCUUCAUGAUGUUAGUGUAUUUUGGCUUCAUGGGCGCUGUUAUAGUUAGGAUUUUUAGCAUACCUUACAGUAGAAGAGUAACAGCUGUCUUCUAUGGUGCUUGGAUAGCUUUAUGGCCUGUUCUUUUUGAAAAGAUAAACGGGACUAAAGUUAUCUUUUCUGGGGAAACUGUUCCCACAGGGGAACGCAUUUUGCUUAUUUCAAAUCAUCGAACUGAGGUGGACUGGAUGUAUUUGUGGGACUUGGCAUUGCGCAAAGGACAGCAGGGAUACAUAAAGUAUAUCCUUAAAAGUAGUUUAAUGAAACUUCCUGUAUUUGGUUGGACGUUUCACAUAAUGGAGUACAUUUCCGUGGAGAGAAAGUGGGAGGUCGAUGAACCAAAUAUGCGUCGAAUGCUUUCAACUUUAAAUGAUCCUCAAGAUUCUCUCUGGCUUGCUCUUUUCCCAGAAGGAACAGAUUUCACUGAGCAGAAGUGCAUCCGUAAUCAGAAGUAUGCUGCUGAACAUGGCUUACCUGUACUAAAGCAUGUCUUGCUUCCAAAAACAAAGGGCUUCUAUGCAUGUUUAGAAGAAUUAAGGGGAUCUUUGGAUGCAGUUUAUGAUGUGACUAUCGGCUAUAGGCCUAGUAGUCCGACUUUCUUCGACAAUGCCGCUGGGGUGAACCCUACUGAAGUUCAUAUGCAUGUCCGACGUAUCCCACUUGAUAAUAUUCCCUCAUCUGAAGACGAGGUUACGACUUGGCUAAUGAAUACAUUUCAUUUCAAAGACCAGUUGCUCUCAGAUUUUCAUUCUCAAGGCCAUUUUCCCCAUGAAGGAACAGAAGGUGAACUCUCUACUCUGAAGUGCCUUAUCAAUUUUAUGGCAGUAAUUAUCGCGACAGGAACGUGUACAUACCUAACCCUUUUCUCGUCCAUCUGGUUUAAGAUAUAUGUAUCUUCCGUUUGUGCAUAUCUCAUAUCUGCUACUUACUUCAAUAUUCGACCAUUGCCCAUUGUUAGCCUUUUGAAAGGCUUGUUUAAUUGUAAAUCAUCUUAGAUUAUUAUUAUUGAAGGAGUGUCAACAGGUUCCAUAUAUGAGUUUUGUACCGGUUGUAAUUUUUAAGUGGGUAGCAAUAGCAUAAGUAGUUUCCUUCUCAUGCAGAGUAGAUGCAUCCAAACUUUUAGAUUGUAUGAUUCAAGAGUUUUCUCUGCCAGCAGGCUUGGUAUGGUGUUUGUUAUUAUUUUACUGGACGGUUCUAUUUGCAUAUCAAAA
Messenger RNA from Rosa chinensis, 1695 nucleotides. RefSeq names its product probable 1-acyl-sn-glycerol-3-phosphate acyltransferase 5. The transcript is spliced from 4 exons. Gene Ontology annotation, molecular function: acyltransferase activity. Bases 343 to 1479 code for a protein of 378 amino acids. The record is from RefSeq and is a predicted model, not a curated record. Gene Ontology annotation, cellular component: endomembrane system. NCBI's taxonomy places the organism in Eukaryota, Viridiplantae, Streptophyta, Magnoliopsida, Rosales, Rosaceae.